CUUUUUUGUUUCGAUAAAAGCCGAAACAAGUCGUCAACCAACAAAAGCACAAAUAGGUUAAUAUUAUUCCCGCUAAACGUGAACGUAAACGUGACGGUGACAAAGAAGUCCCCCUCUUUUCAUGUAAAACAAAACCUUUUGUGCCGUUUCCCCACCCUUUAUUUCAACUUGUAUUUCUCGCUCUCUAAUAUGUUUAAAAAAGUCUUUGAAAACUGAUAGGAACUGUGCCAUGAUGUCGAUCGGUUCUUUUGUUCAUUAACUCUCCAUCGAUUAAAAAGGAAAUAAAAAAAUAACCGAUUUAUACGAGCCACUUCUGAGAAGUUAAGUUUGAAGAACCAAGACGCGGUUUUCAAAAUAAAAAGAAUAAAACCAAUCUUAAGAAAUCUUAAACGAACAGGACUACAAAAAAAUCGCUUUUCUUUUUGUUUUAUUUUUGUUUUGACGAUACUCUCACCUGGUUACAUGUUUGGCGCUUUUGUAGUAAUAAUGUUCGAUCGACCUUCUCUUGGGUCUUUGCAACCAUUGGUUGCCCGUUGGGGCCAUCUUCAAUUAGUUCUAUUCAGUGUAUUGGUCGGAAAUGUUAAGCGGGGAGACCAAUCGCUUUAUACUCCGCCUAUUUCAGAUUGCAGCUAACCCUCCUUAAAAAACUCUUUAAAACAUUUCAACACUAACUAAAACACCAUCUUAAUCCAAAUUAAAUCAUUAUCUUUUAAAUAAAACGAAUUAUCUCAAAUUUUAUUAACAUAUCAAAAUAAUCUAAGUUAGCCUUUUGUAUAGGCAACCCAACAUACACAUAAGAUUUCUACUUUACCAACUUCACAUCGAUUUCUAUUUUAUCAUUGACAUAUAAAUUGUCAAAUGUCAAAAUUAAAAAUUGGACGUUGCCCGUUAUAAAAAUAUAGAGAGAAAGUUUAAAUUUUUGCUAUUUUUAUAAGUGAAAGCCUAUUAAUAAGUUUAAAAAAUGGCACUCAGGCAAGUUUUUAGAAGCUUUUUACCCAAAUUAACUCGUAAAAAUUUCGACCUAACCUCAAAUUUAUCAAUUACAAGAAUUUUAUGCACUACAGCUCCCGUUUUAAAUAAAAAAGAAGUAACCGUAACUUUUAUAAAAGCAAAUGGAGAAAGAAUUAACGCCAAAGGAAAAAUUGGUGAUUCACUUUUAGACGUUGUGGUAAAUAAUAACGUGGAUUUAGAUGGAUUUGGAGCGUGUGAGGGGACACUAACAUGUUCUACUUGCCACCUGAUUUUUAAGAAAAGUGAUUUUGAUGAACUUCCUGAAAAACCGAGUGAUGAAGAAUUAGAUAUGUUAGAUUUAGCUUACGAUUUAAGCGACACCUCAAGAUUGGGUUGCCAGAUUAUAUUAAGUGAGAAAUUAGAUGGAUUGGAGGUUCAAGUACCCGCAACAAUAAACGAUGUUAGAAGUAGUUAAUAUAGAAAUAAAAUAAUUUUUAGGAUAUAUGUAAAUAUACAAAUUUUAUAAAAAAAAUUAUUUAGGAA
Onthophagus taurus is the source of this 1494-nucleotide messenger RNA. It is a transcript of the gene Fdx2, whose product is annotated as Adrenodoxin-like protein 2, mitochondrial Ferredoxin 2. Gene Ontology annotation, biological process: P450-containing electron transport chain. The record is from RefSeq and is a predicted model, not a curated record. Lineage: Eukaryota; Metazoa; Arthropoda; Insecta; Coleoptera; Scarabaeidae. Gene Ontology annotation, molecular function: 2 iron, 2 sulfur cluster binding; electron transfer activity. Gene Ontology annotation, cellular component: mitochondrion.